Messenger RNA from Plasmodium gonderi, 1440 nucleotides. RefSeq lists its product as hypothetical. The transcript has a single exon. Lineage: Eukaryota; Apicomplexa; Aconoidasida; Haemosporida; Plasmodiidae. The record is from RefSeq and is a predicted model, not a curated record. Bases 1 to 1440 code for a protein of 479 amino acids.
AUGCCAAAUUUUUUUAAAAUAAAAAAGUCCCAAGAAGAAAACGUAUCUCAACCAAAACUAGUAACAAAAGCUAUAAUUUCAUCAGAUUUCAUAAAAAGGCUACCGAAAUAUGAAGAUAAAAGAACGAUAAUUUAUUACUGGGGAAAAAGAGUGAUAAAUGAAAAUGAUGAUACACCUGAACAUUUACCAACUAUAUACACAGAAUUGUGUAAUGUAAAAAUUAAGGAAAUUAGUUGUAAUAAAUCAUGUGCCUUAUUUUUGAGUAAUACAGGAAAUAUGUAUUCCUUUGGGAAAGGAUUACAUGGAGAAUUAGGACAAGGAAAUUUAAUCGUAUACAGCAUCCAACCAACAUUAAUCGAAUCUGUAAAUCAAAUUAAACAAAUAGCUUGUGGUUAUAAUCAUUCUCUUUGUUUAUCUAGUGAUAAUAUUCUUUAUACAUGGGGACAUGGGAAUUAUAAUGGGUUAAAAUGUAACAUGGAUAAGUACGAACCAACCAUUUUAAAUAUAAUAGAUUAUGGAGAUGUUAUUGAAACUACAUUAAAUGCUUUGUCGCACUUAAUUACUGAUUAUGAAAAAUGUGAAAAGAAAAAAAAAUUAUGUACACAAAUUUAUGCAAAAUACAAUCAAAGCAUAGCUGUGUGUGACAAUAAUAGUUCAAUGUAUAUUUGGGGAGAAACAUAUAAUAAUUAUUUGAAAUAUAUUCCUACCUUCUUUUAUAAAUUUAAAUCAAACAAAAUAAAACAAAUAGCAAUGGGUAAAAAUUUUGGUAUUUUACUUUUAAUAAGUGGAGAAUUAUAUGGAUGGGGAGAUGGAACAUAUGGAGAAUUAUGCAGAAGAUCUUUUGACGAUGAGGGAGGAUGUUAUUUUAUUUACCCUGAGCCAUUAAUAUUAAGGGAUGCUAAUAAUAAAAAAUUACCAUGUAUUAAUAAAGUAAGUGCAGGAGCUAGACAUGUGUUGUUAAUAACAGAAGAUGAACAUGUGUGGUCAUUUGGAGAUAAAAUUUCAGGGCAAUGUGGAAUUUCUGGUUUUCAAAAUAUUGUAACUACACCUAAAUUUGUUGAAUUACAUGAAAAUAAUCAAAAAGCAAAAAAAGUUUUUUGUGGAGAAAGGCAUUCGGCUUGUAUAAAUAAAUUUAAUCAGCUGUACAUGUGGGGACAUUCUGCACACCAUAAAUUAAUUUUUACAGCUAGUUCAGAUUUUUUAUUAAAUCAAAAUGUUCAACCUGGUAUUUCUAUUCAAUCUGGACUCAAGCAAAAGUUUAAUAAAGCCACCUUAAUCUAUUCUAUGCUACAUCAAAAAGUUACCAAUGCAUAUUUGGGAGAUGACUUUACCAUCGUCGUUGUAGGUGGUGAGACAUGUGAAAAUGCAAAACAUGGAGAUCAGUAUUCCGACAAAACAUUUUAUUCUGUUCAAGAGGAAAGUGCUUACAUUUCAACGUAG